UGUGAAAAAUUGUCUUUCUGAUCAUCAACAUAGUGGAGCUCGAACAUCUGGUGAUCAAAACCUCAUUUUCAUAAAAGCAAAGAAUCAUUUUCCUUGCAAAAAGCCUCCUCUCUUUCCCUUUCUUCUUCCCCCACGCAAACUUCGAGAAAGAAAAAAAAAACAAUACUAAUUCUACAUUCACAAGACAUGAGAGUCCCUGCUUCAUCGGACAGUAACUCAGGAGGAAAGAAUCUUGUUGUCUAUGACGAGCCCACUUCCGUGCUCGGCCUCCGUAGAAGCCCAACUCCCACAACGGUGGAAGAGAAGCCACUCGUCUCGGCCGCGAGUGGUGGUGAUAAUCAAUUUCCGUCAGACGAUCACGCGAUGCGUUCCAUGGAUUGGGAUUCAAUCAUGAGAGAAUUAGAAUUAGAUGACGAUUCUACCCCUAACUUGAAACCCAAUUUCCCUCCGCCUGCCCAUUUCGCCGUCGUUGAUCCACCGCUUCCAGGCUUUCCCGAUCAGCUUAAUCCUGCGGAGUACGGGUAUGACAACAACAACGAAGGAGGAGGAGGAUUUGAUAUCAUUGAAGAUCUCAUCCGAGUUGUCGACUGUGUCGACUCGGACGAGUUGCAGCACGCUCAGGUGAUAUUGUCACGGCUCAAUCAACGGCUGAGAUCUCCUGCGGGUAGGCCGCUUCUGAGAGCAGCGUUUUACUUCAAGGAGGCUCUCGGUUCGCUUCUUUCCGGUUCGAACCGGAAUCAAAACCGGUUAACUUCAUGGACCGAGAUCGUCGAGAGAAUCCGAGCAAUCAAAGAAUUCUCCGGUAUAUCUCCGAUACCUCUCUUCUCUCACUUCACGGCGAAUCAAGCAAUCCUCGACUCUCUCCACCAAUCUUCCUCGCCGUUCGCUCACAUCGUCGACUUCGAGAUCGGAUUCGGCGGUCAGUACGCGUCGCUCAUGAGAGAGAUCGCCGAGAAAUCAUCAGCAACCGGCGGAUUUCUGAGAGUCACGGCGGUUGUACCGGAGGAAUCCGCCGUGGAGACGCGUCUCGUCAAAGAGAAUCUCGUUCAGUUCGCCGCCGAUUUGAAAAUCCGAUUUCAGAUUGAUUUCGUUCUGAUGCGAACGUUCAAGAUGUUAUCAUUCAAAGCGAUCAGAUUCGUGGAAGGAGAAAGAACCGUCGUGUUGAUUUCUCCGGUGAUAUUCCGCCGUUUAAACGGAAUCUCCGGUUUCGUUAACGACUUACGGCGAGUUUCACCGAACGUCGUCGUUUUCGUGGACAGCGAAGGAUGGAACGGAAUAUCCGGAGCUGGAUCGUUUCAAAGAGAGUUUGUUAGUGGGUUCGAGUUCUACACGAUGGUGUUGGAAUCUCUCGACGCUGCCGCUCCGAACGGUGAUUUGGUGAAGAAGAUCAUAGAAGGGUUUGUGCUGCGGCCUAAAAUCGCGGCGGCGGUUGAAGCAGCAGCGGUUAACAAGAGACAGGGUGGUGGAGAGAUGACGUGGCGGGAGGCGUUUUGUGCGGCGGGGAUGAGGAUGGUUCCGUUAAGCCAGUUUGUCGAUUUUCAAGCUGAGUGUUUAGUGGAGAAAGCGCAAGUCAGAGGGUUCCACGUGGCGAAACGACAGGGAGAGUUAGUGCUUUGUUGGCAUGGAAGGCCUUUGGUUGCCACGUCAGCUUGGCGGUUUUAAAAAAUGAACCGGGAGGUUGGGUAUAGCGGUAUAGAAGUAUUUGGCUGGUUGGUUUAUUAUUAUUUUGAAUACAUUAAAAUAAUCUCUGAUUUUAGCAUGGAAAUAAAAUAUUUAUUUAAAAAUACAA
Molecule: messenger RNA, 1789 nt
Organism: Brassica napus (rape)
Lineage: Eukaryota; Viridiplantae; Streptophyta; Magnoliopsida; Brassicales; Brassicaceae
Product: scarecrow-like protein 15
Exons: 1
Coding region: 187-1662 (491 amino acids)
Biological process (GO): regulation of DNA-templated transcription
Cellular component (GO): nucleus
Molecular function (GO): sequence-specific DNA binding; DNA-binding transcription factor activity
Source: RefSeq, a predicted model, not a curated record